Acaulospora colombiana is the source of this 480-nucleotide messenger RNA. NCBI's taxonomy places the organism in Eukaryota, Fungi, Glomeromycota, Glomeromycetes, Diversisporales, Acaulosporaceae. The record is from the annotation of a GenBank genome assembly.
CAGGCUGAGAUAUGGGUCAUGGUCUCGUACUACCGCAUGCAAUUCGCCGCCAUGUUGUUGGAGAACUCGCUCGUCCACAAGCCCCGUGGAUCGCCUCCGCAUGCCACCGCCACUGUCGCCAUCGUUCGUCUCCUUGACGCUGCUCAAGAUUUGGUCAAUGUCUUGCGUGUGCAACGACACGUCCUCAAGAAGAAGAUGCCGUUGGCAUUGUCGAGUUAUAGCUAUGGCAAACGUAUCUUUGAUCUCGGUGUCACCUUUGGUAUCCUCGCCGGGCUCCCGCAGACCAAGAAUCUGGAGAAGCAGACCGGAAAAGCAGCGGCAGAAGGAUUGGCGCAGACAAUCGAGCUACUCAAGGAUUUGGAGGCGUGGUUAAGGAUCAAGGACGGUGUCCCAGAACCCCAGGUCCCACCGACAAUGCAAGAGCUCAGCCCACCUCUCCGAAUACUCGAGGAGUUGGCGGACCGUGCUGGUGUCAAGUUU